AACACGGAAGGACCCAUGAUAGAAGAUAAUAGACAACACGCCUCGCUGUAAUCGCUUCUCAGAACGAGUUUUAGGAAAAAAUAACGGUCGUGCGUCGGGUCUGGUGUAAGAUUUAACUGAGUGAUGAUGGUGUCGACAAUGCAUCUGUAGCCGAAGCUGCUUCUGCGUCAUUGAAACACAACAACAAACUGUUUGCAAGAAGAAGCCGAGAAGAUGCCAGCUCGUAACGUUGUGUCCAACGACAGCCCGAACAGUAAAGUUAGGUACUCCAGGCUGGCCACUGAUGAUGACGGCUACACCGAUUUACAGUUCAAAAGAAGCCCACCCAAAGUCCCAUACAAAGCCAUAGCACUAGCCACAGUCCUCUUCUUGAUCGGCUCGCUGUUAAUCGUCAUUGGCUCCCUUCUCCUGGCUGGAUACUUUGGAGCCACUCACUCAGACAGAACUUUUCCUGUCCUUAUCAUUGGGAUCCUUGUCUUCCUCCCUGGAAUUUACCACCUACGAAUAGCUUACUAUGCAUCGAAGGGCUACCGGGGCUACUCCUAUGAUGACAUCCCGGACUUUGAUGACUGACAGACACCACAGCUUCAGCCACUGUCUUCAUGCACUCAUGUAUACUCCUAAUACUCUGCUUUUGCUAAUUUAAAGGCGCUGACAUUUUGAAAGAAAACAAGCUUAAAUAGAUUCUGUAAAUGACCUUCAUCUAAAUCUGGAUGAUUUUGAUGUUGCCGUCAUAGGGUUGCAUGCCGAGGUAGUUGGUGCCAGCCUGCUGUUCUGAAGCCAAAUCAGUAUCAGACAUUGUUUGAUUUGUAUAUUUAUUUUGUUGGCUUGAUAAAUCAAUAAAACUAUAAUUUGA
Messenger RNA from Anarrhichthys ocellatus (wolf-eel), 856 nucleotides. It is a transcript of the gene tmem230b, whose product is annotated as transmembrane protein 230b. The record is from RefSeq and is a predicted model, not a curated record. The transcript has 3 exons. Gene Ontology annotation, biological process: synaptic vesicle transport. Gene Ontology annotation, cellular component: endomembrane system; synaptic vesicle. NCBI's taxonomy places the organism in Eukaryota, Metazoa, Chordata, Actinopteri, Perciformes, Anarhichadidae. Bases 214 to 573 code for a protein of 119 amino acids.